Molecule: messenger RNA, 2007 nt
Organism: Anopheles stephensi (Asian malaria mosquito)
Lineage: Eukaryota; Metazoa; Arthropoda; Insecta; Diptera; Culicidae
Product: microtubule-associated protein Jupiter-like
Exons: 4
Coding region: 16-594 (192 amino acids)
Source: RefSeq, a predicted model, not a curated record
GAACUAAUCAUAGACAUGUUGCUUCGUCCACCAGGAUCGGAAACUCCACGUCGCGCCGCCCAGGGACAGGAUUCGCACAACCGCCUGUUCGGCGAACUGAACCGUCCGUUCACACCGGCCAAGAACCACAUGAAGAGCAAUCUGCCGAUCGGUGGCGAUCAUACCGAUGGUGGCAAGCCGCACCAGAACGGCAAAUCGAACGGAGUCGCUCACCAGAACGGUAACGGCACAGCGAACGGACAUCACACCAACGGACACAGCAAUGGCAAUGGACACAUCUCGUCGGCUUCCUCGGACAAUGGAUCCAGCCACAUUUUCCUGAGGAGAUUAACAUCGCCAAGGUCACCACGCUCGCCACGGUUUGCGCAACGGAACCCAGUUACCGGCAACGGAGUCGAAGAUUACGCCGACAAGCCACGGAAGCUUAGCUCGAGACGUGGAGCAGGAGACGGCAAUCCGGUAACUGGUGAAGGGUACAGCAAAUCGAACGGUGCAGCAGAAAUCAACACAACGGUGCCGUCGCUGAACGGAGGUGGCCAUGUUAUCAAUAAGAAUCGCAUUCCACCCGGUGGAUUCUCGUCCGGUCUGUGGUAAACAGCAUCCUUUUGCUGGCGGUCUUUUACAACAACAACAACAAAAACGCAAACCCCAUAACCUGCUGAGAGCCCAACAUCAUCAACCAGCAGAAGCAAACUACAUCCCACAUCCGUCAGAAAGUAAAUCAAACAACUACUCUCCAUCACUGAUUCGUCCUCGUGGAAAGCACACAGAUCCACAGAGAUAGAUUUUCACACAGGUCCAUCCAAGCACACGCCAGCAUCCAAUAGCGAAUGAUGAUCACAGACGAUCGCGUAUAUGAUGAUGUUGAUCAUAAAACCGAGUACUAUUAUACGAUCGUGAUACGUGAAGAAAGCGCGGUAUAUCCGCCUUCGUUCGGAUAAUGUGUGACUCUUGUUCGGUCCCUAAGCAAAGAGAAUAAAGUAAGAGCGUAUCGGUGUCGGGGGAUAUAUGGUGUGAAACAUUUUCUGUGUGAAAGUGUAAUAUGUUGCAAUUAUUUAGCGAUGCCUCCGUACAGUUACAAGUCUUUCGAGGCAAAGGAGGGAAAAAACAGAAUUAUAAAUAUAUCGAACAAUAAUCGAAUCGAACGAACGUUUGGCAAACAGUUGUGUAAAAUGAGCCGAUCCCCCUGAUCCGCUGCUAGCGUAUAGCGUACGUACGGACACCAAACCCCGAAACAUACGAGAUUUCCAGAUAGGGAGGGCCGAAACAAAAAAGAAACAAAAAACUUGGAAGAAAGUUUGAUGCAAAGAGUUGAAAAACGAACGGGCGAGAGAAGAAACUAAUAAUGGCACUAUAUACAUGCAGUAAUAAAUUCUUUGUAUUAAUGAAUACCUAUAAUAAUCACCGAGGAAAAACCAGCGUGUGUGAGUGAGAGAUGAAAUUGCAUUGGUCCUAAAGUGCAUCAAUUAAUCGAGACCGGAGGUACGGGAAAGGCAAGAGGAAAGUAUCAGGAUGGCGCGAUCUUUAGAGAGAUACACGCAUACAGUACACACAGAAACACAAAAUCCAUAUAUUUAUCAAAAAGCAAUGUGAGUUAUACAUAUAGUUACUGUGCGAACGUGCGCAACACAUUGUAUGGGUGGAUAUAGUGGUGUAGGAGCAUAGUGUGCAUGAACGUACGAAAAAAAAAACAAAAUCAAAUUCAAUAUUACAACAAAUAUUGCAAUAGGAAACGAGAAAUUAAAACGAUCGAAAAUGGGGCAAAAUUUGUUAGCUGUGUAAAAAGUAACGCUAUUACACUACUAUAUUGCUACUGCUGCGCUGCAUCAUCGAUUCUAGUAGCUAGCGGCAACGAUCGUUGCCAGUAGGAAAAUUGUUCUCGGUUCCCAAAUUGUGUAUCAACACGUUCAACACGAAACCUUCGAAACCUGCCCCAUUUGGCCUUAAAUCUUGUACCGAAACCGUUCGAAACCACAUCAAACAAAAAGCGUCCUUUCCCCAUACGAA